Messenger RNA from Stylophora pistillata, 3428 nucleotides. RefSeq lists its product as uncharacterized. The record is from RefSeq and is a predicted model, not a curated record. Lineage: Eukaryota; Metazoa; Cnidaria; Anthozoa; Scleractinia; Pocilloporidae.
GUCCUUUACCCUUUUAUGACUACUCUGGAAAUGCCAGAGGUGUAAAUUUCUCAGGUAUGGAAGGAUUCCAAAAAAAUGUUUAUCUUCUCACCGAAGAUGAAACGAGGACAUUGACCCUAUCAGAAAUAGCAGGAUUGAGGAAAGGAGAACGGUACAAGCGUCGUGUGACAUUUCGUCAAGACAUGACAGAUGGUGAUGUAAGAGGCUUGUUUGAAAACUUGUUUCGCCCUAUCUUGUCAAAUAAAAGGUUUUCGUGUGCAUCACGAGAAGGACAGACCAGUGAUUUAUUAAAUUUUCAUGGUGAACACCGUGUUUGGGAUGGACGAAUGAUUAAAAGAUACAUAAAAGGCCAAUCGGCGUUGUAUUUAGUCAUGGAGGACAAGCCGGUCCUAAACCUGGUUUCAUCAACAGCAGGACCUCCCUCAUCUUUACAAGGUCAUUCGUCGUCCACCAGCUUCUUUCAGAACUCCAAAAAUGGCCAGAUUGUGUCAUUGAGCCAAACACAGCAAUCUGUGACAACGGUCACAUCUAUAAACACAAGAAACCCAACAGGUUUUUUAUGGGAUGAGGAUCUCUACAACAGUGGAGAUAAUCAACCGGGUUUUGUGGCCCAGCCUCUCGUUGCAGGAGUGGAUUCAAAAACUUCUUCUUUAGAUUCUAAUGAAUUAACAGGAAAUUCAGUGGAUUACAGUUUCUUGAACAACCAAGAUAAUCCAGCAUCUCACCUCAAAUGCUCAUCCGAACCUCAACUCAAGCCGGUCUCAAACCUGGUGUUACCUGCAGCAGGAGGACCUCCUUUAUCUUUACAAGGUUAUUCGUCGUCCACCAUGGCCAGCUGCUGUCGCAACUCUAAGAAUGGAAGGAAUGUGUCAUUGAUGCAAACACGGCAAUCCACGACAACAGGGACAUUUAUGAACGCAACAAACCCAACAGAAAAUUCAGUGGAAUGGGAACAAUGGGAUCCAUGGGAAUGGGGAAAUUUUACGACCAGUAAUAAGCUGGAUGAUAACCUGAACGUACCCUUCUUACCAGACUUCGAUUUGGAAAACAUCGUCGAGGCUAUGGACUUUGGAGAGCAUACUGAACCAUUUGAAACGAUACCAUGGGCCUCAUUUUGGAUCAAUGGAAAUCAAGAACAGAGUGAGCUACAAAGUCAGAUUCCCUCAUCCUCCACUGAUGCCUUUCAAAGCGAUGACAGUGCGUUCAGUUCGUUAGAAGAAACCGUUUCUCAGAAUGGAAUAUUCAACGCCCACGGAACAACGCAAGGGUGUGGAGUGACAAAGCCAAACAGGAAGCGUAACAAGUUGAUGGGGAAAGAUCGUUUACCAAACUACGUAAGAGAUUCUUCCGGACAAUCUGACAGCGGUAUUUCGUCUGAAGCGAGCACGUGUCAGGCUGAAACUCUCAACCGACCAAAACCUCUGCGCGUUCAAGAAGCGAGAAUGAAACCCAGCGAGGGGCCUUUGCAGGGCGGAGGAAUCUUCCGUGCAGAAAUAGAUGAAGAGCUUCCUCCCUUAAUGGCGACAGCUUGGGCAUCAUUUGGUAAUAGGUCCGAGAAAGUCAGGGUAACGAGGGAUGGUCUGGCUAUGUUUGGAGAGGAAAUUCCUCGUGGUGACGCGCCAGGACCUGUUACCGUUACUUUCACCACACUGAACGGUGAUUAUGUGGCAAAGGCUAUAUUUACUUACAAAAAAUUUGAAAAUUCCACAACCGAGCAGACUACGCGCGCUAAACGCUUUCUAGAUGAAGUCGAAGAGUCUGUAAAGCGUCUCAGGAGUGUGACUGACUACGAAAGUGACGAAUUUGCAGAGGAAAAUAACCAAGAGUUAGUGGUAACUCAAGUGGUGGAAGAUCAACCAGUAGAGGAGGGUUAUUUUGGAGAUGCAGAAACAUCUGACGCAGAGGAAGCUUCAGAGGAUUAAGACUGAUCAUAUGGGUAAAUUGGAAGAAUUACUCGAAAGCAUGUAUUCCGUGCACCGUCUAUGGAAUUUGUUCUCUAUCCAACUCAAAGGAGCCACGGAUGGGGCAACUCCACUGGGGUUUCAUUUGCUCAGAAAGUACGUAAACAGCUUGAAUUGGCACUUCUCUCCAUGUGAGUUGAGUUCUCCUGGCUGGAGAAUUUAUCACAUGAAAGAGGUUUCAUCCGCCCUGCCUGCUGUGAAGAAAACUCAGUCAGACUCGUUUGCACUCAGAAGGUUCAAGGUUGCAAUCAAGCAGAAUGUAUGCACCUCUGGCUUGAGUUUGAGCAAAACAGCGACAGCAGUAACAUAAAAAAUGCUACUGCAAAGACCUGCAAAGAUCCAGUCGAGGAAUGUGCCACCUAGACUGCCCCAGGAAUUCGGAUUCUCCAGUUGACUGAUGGCAGAAAUAUCGGAACUCACUCGGCUAUGUGAAAGAAUGUAUCGAGGUUUCUCUUCUUGGAGGCAUUCUGAAAUUGCGUUUGAUGGGGAAAAGUAACGCCAGAGAACUCGCGUCACAAGUACAAAAUAAUCUAAAGCUAAACCAGGCUUCUCUGAAGCAGCUAGGCCUAAACACAAAGGUAGUUAUUCGUCUCUUGGCAAGGAAAGCCGAAGCAUCCGACUAGAGGAGGAUUGUCAACGGCUGAGAAACAUUGUGCCAGCUGAAAUUACCGGCUAGUUGGCUUUGUUUACGUGCAUGGUUUUUAUUCUUAUAAUUUUUUUUUCUAUAUAUUUUUUACAUUUAUUUCCAAGAUCAUUGCCAAUCUAGAGAAUCGUUAAGUUGCUGACUACGAAAAUGUGCUAGUUUAUGAAUUAUUCUUUGCAUUUUGCAAAGGUAGAUAUGUCAAAAGAUGCCAUAACCUCGUAGCCCCUAGUUCAAUUUAAUUCUUCCUCUCUUUUAUGUCUGAACAUACCAAUUUUCGAAGCAUCCCUUGAGAUCAGCGAAGUGUUUUUCACAAUUAAGUGGCAUUUUAGCAAUUUUCACCGUUCUUUGGCUGAUUUUAAUCUCUUUGGUGUUUGCUGCUGUAGAAAACGAUUUUUGCAAGGUUCUUCUAUAGUGCAAGGCGUUUAUCUCCUGCGCUACAACUUAAUUUUUUUUUUGUCAUCAAAUGUUUGUAUUUUCUGCUUCUUUUUAUGCGAGUACAAUGUUAGCAGUUGGAUCUUAAUAAAGUAUAAAUAAUGUAUAAUAAUGGAUAAACCUUGCGUUAAUCAGGGUCUAAUUAUCGUCCUAAAAUGGAAAACAGAUCGUUUCAGAAACACAUUUUUAAUGAGCUCGUGUUUAAAAGAAUAUUUAUCUUUAUAGUCUACGUUUUUACCACCAGUUUACUCAGAAGACUAGUAUUUCUAUAUCAUUAUCCUUGGUAUAAUUACAUAUACCAUUAGAAUUAAAACUUUAUUAGUUUUAUCAUAUAACUGUAAAUACUUAAUUUCGCCUUCGAUCUGUCUGUGUAUUUAUCAAUAAAUAAUACA